UACCGUAAGCAAUUAAAAAAUCGUCAGGCAAGGUCAGAAGCGUGUGUGUGUGACGUGCGCUGGCUCUUUCCGGCCGCUUUUUUUGCCAUUCAAAAAUAAAUGCCUGGCACUUGCUACUAGAAAGCUUUCAACUUGCUGCGCUGCCACGUGAAAAUUACUACACAUGUUGGGAAAAUUCACCUCGAAUCAUGUUCAGGUUUAUCAUCAAUACUCGCGUCCAGUGCCCGUAAAGAAGCCCGUCAAGACACACAGGCCAAGCUCAAAGCCUGUGAGGUGUGCUCAUUAAUUAAGAUUCGAAUUGCAAAAGGAAUUUUCUGCUACAACUAGCGCCAACAGCAGCAGCAACAGGAGCAGCAACAGCCUCAUUAUCAUCAACAUCGUUAUCGUUAUCGUUAUCAUCAUCAAAUUCUCGACGUGAGCGCAUCCGCCGCAGUGAAGCGCCAAACGUUUCGCACUCUUUCUGUCUACCUGUGUAUGUGUGUGUGUCUGUGUGCGUCCAUUACGGACUAUGUUGAAACCGAAACGUUUGGCCAAGCAAAAACCCAAAGCGAAACCGAUACCAUGGGGACUGAAAAAAAUCUGUUGGGGUCUCAUAAAUAUAACUGUGCCCAGGCAUCAGCCGCGCAGUUGGAUCGAGACAAAUUUUCAGAAGCGUGAAUGCAUCAAAUUUAUACCAUGCCCAAAGGACGAUACAAAAUGCUGCUGCGGUCAGGCACAAAUUACACAUCAGACAAUACCCGGCAUCGAGAGCGGCUCGCCCGGCGAUUUAUGGCUGCCCACGAAGCACACGCGGCCUCAGCCCACCGAUGCCUAUGGCACGAUUGAGUUUCAAGGUGGUGCGCAUCCCACCAAGGCGCAGUAUGUGCGUUUGUCAUUCGAUACGCGACCGGAACUGCUGGUGCAGCUAUUCACCAAAGAAUGGAAUCUGGAAUUGCCAAAACUUUUGAUCACCGUGCAAGGCGGCAAGGCCAACUUUGAUUUGCAGGCCAAGUUGAAAAAGGAGAUACGCAAAGGACUGCUGAAGGCGGCCAAGACCACAGGCGCUUGGAUUUUCACCGGUGGCACCAAUACCGGCGUCACCAAACAAGUGGGCGAUGCUCUGCUGCUGGAGGGUCAACAGCGCACAGGACGUGUGGUCAGCAUCGGAAUUGCGCCCUGGGGCAUUGUGGAGCGCAAUCAUGAGCUAUUGGGUCACAAUCGUGAAGUGCCCUGCCACAGCAUCAGUUCGCCCAGAUCCAAAUUGGCUGUGCUCAACAAUCGUCAUGCGUAUUUCCUGCUGGUCGACAAUGGCACAAUGGCCAAAUAUGGCGCUGAAUUGAUUCUGCGUCGCAAACUGGAGAAAUUCAUUUCGAAUUUAAAGCUGCAUCCAUUUACACAUUCCAGUACGCCGGUCGUUUGUCUGGUAAUCGAGGGCGGCACAAACACAAUACGUGCCGUCCUGGAAUACGUGACGGACUCACCGCCGGUGCCGGUGGUCGUAUGCGAUGGUUCCGGGCGUGCUGCCGAUUUGCUCGCCUUUGUGCACAAAUACGCCUCCGAUGGCGAGGAGCAGCCUGUGCUGGAAUCUAUGCGCGACUAUCUCAUUGGCACUAUACAAAAGACCUUCGAGGUGGGUUUGGAUCAGGCGGAGAAACUUUACCAGGAGCUGCUUCAAUGCACGCGCAACAAGAAUUUGAUUACCGUAUUUCGCAUACAGGAAAAGCCCGAGGGCGAGGCACAGGAGCUGGAUCAGACCAUACUCACUGCGCUGUUCAAGUCGCAGCAUCUCAGUCCGCCGGAGCAGCUGAGCUUGGCGCUAACGUGGAAUCGCGUGGACAUUGCACGCAGCGAAAUUUUCGUCUACGGACAGGAAUGGCCCAAUGGCGCUUUGGAUGAGGCCAUGAUGCAGGCACUCGAACAUGAUAGAAUCGAUUUUGUCAAAUUACUUUUGGAGAACGGCGUCUCAAUGAAGAAAUUUCUAACAAUACCGCGCCUCGAGGAGCUCUACAAUACCAAACAUGGUCCAGCCAACACUUUGGGUUACAUAUUGCGCGACGUUCGCCCGCACAUACCCAAGGGCUAUAUUUACACUCUGCACGACAUUGGCCUUGUCAUCAAUAAACUAAUGGGCGGCGCUUAUCGUUCGUAUUACACGCGCCGCAAGUUUCGUCCCAUUUAUGCCAAGGUGAUGAACAGCUAUGCAAAUGCCUGCCGCAAGUCCUCGACAUAUCAAUACCAGCGCUAUGCAGGCGCCAAUUCACUUAGCCUGGUCACCGGACUUUUGCCAUUUACAUCCGAAAUGGCGCUGUUUGAGUUCCCCUUCAAUGAGCUGCUGAUUUGGGCAGUGCUAACGAAGCGACAGCAAAUGGCGCUGCUGAUGUGGACACAUGGCGAGGAGGCGUUGGCCAAGUCGCUGGUCGCUUGCAAGCUGUACAAGGCGAUGGCACAUGAGGCGGCCGAGGAUGAUUUGGAUACGGAAAUUUAUGAGGAGCUGCGCUCAUAUGCCAAAGAAUUUGAGAGCAAGGGCAACAAACUGUUGGACUUUAGCUAUCGCCAGGAUGCGGAGAAGGCGCAGCGUCUGCUCACCUGCGAGCUGCACUCGUGGUCGAAUCAAAGUUGCCUCUCGCUGGCUGUGGCAGCCAAUCAUCGCGCACUGCUGGCGCAUCCCUGCAGCCAAGUGAUACUUGCAGAUCUCUGGAUGGGCGGACUGCGUACGCGCAAAAACACAAACUUUAAGGUUAUCUUGGGCUUGAUUAUGCCUUUCUAUAUAAGACAAUUGGACUUUAAGUCAAAGGAGGAGCUGCAGCAAAUGCCGCAAACAGAGGAAGAACAUUUGGAGAAUCAAAAUUUGGAUAACGAUGAUUCAGAUCGCUCACAACCCGAUGCUGAGUUUUUAUUAAAACCUGCUGAAAAGACUACGCCAGCAUUUAGCAGUCUAACAAAUUCAACAGAUGCUCUAUUGGCGGAUACGUAUUCAGUGCGCGAUACAAAAGUACACGAAAAUGGCAAAGUUAAUCUUACAGCUGGAGCAGAGCUGGAGCCCUCCAAAGUUUCCCUCACCGAUUCGGAUCCAUCGCAAUUUCGUGAGUUCUUUCCACUUUCGGAGUUCACCAAUGAGUUGAAACAGCAUCAACCACUGCGGCUAAAAAAGAAAUUCUACGAAUUCUAUACAGCGCCCAUAACAAAAUUCUGGGCUGAUUCGAUUGCCUACAUGUUCUUUCUGAUAAUGUUUUCGUUUACGGUGCUGGUGAAAAUGAAUCCGAUGCCGCGCUGGCAGGAAUGGUAUUCGAUAGCGUACAUUACCACAUUGGGAUUCGAGAAGGUGCGAGAGAUUGUAUCCUCCGAGCCGGUGGCCAUUACGCAUAAAUUCUCGGUAUGGACUUGGAAUAUGUGGAAUCCAUGCGAUGGCGCUGCCAUUAUACUCUUUAUCAUAGGCCUGGCGUUUCGCUUUCGUCCCAAUACAAUGGACAUUGGACGCGUUAUCUACUGUGUGGACAGCAUUUACUGGUAUUUGCGUAUACUUAAUAUACUGGGUGUCAACAAGUAUUUGGGUCCGCUGGUUACUAUGAUGGGUAAAAUGGUUAAGAAUAUGAUUUACUUUGUUGUGCUGUUGGCUGUGGUCUUAAUGAGCUUUGGCGUUAGUCGGCAGGCCAUACUGCAUCCGAAUAGCGAUCCCACUUGGCGGCUCAUCAGAGAGGUUACCUAUCAACCGUAUUUCAUGUUGUACGGCGAGGUGUUUGCCGAUGAUAUUGAUCCACCCUGUGGCGAGAAUCCACAUCAGCCCGCCUGCGUUACAGGCCACUGGGUAACGCCAAUCACAAUGUCCAUGUACCUGUUGAUUGCCAAUAUAUUGCUAAUCAAUCUGCUCAUUGCUGUCUUUAAUAAUAUUUUCAAUGAGGUCAAUUCGGUGUCACAUCAGGUGUGGAUGUUUCAGCGCUUCACUGUCGUCAUGGAGUAUCAACAGAAGCCGGUGCUGCCGCCGCCUUUCAUUGCCUUUUGCCAUUUCUAUUCGCUGCUUAAGUAUUGUGUGCGUAAAGCGAAAGGAUUGGAGGUGCAGCGGGACAAUGGUCUCAAGCUGUUUCUCGAAAAGGACGAUCUGGAGCGACUGUAUGACUUUGAGGAGGAGUGCGUCGAGGGCUUUUUCCAUGAGCAGGAAAUCAUAUUGAAUCAGUCGACGGAUGAGCGCGUUAAGAACACCACAGAGCGUGUCGAGACGAUGUCACAGAAAAUCGAGGAUAUCAAUCAAAAGGAGAAUAUACAAACGGCUACAGUGCAGAAUAUUGAAUUCCGUUUGCGCAAAAUGGAGGAAUCCUCGGAGCAGAUUCUGUCGCAUUUGGGUGUCAUACAUCGCUUUAUGUCCACACAUACAGCUGGCAAUGAGGACCUGCGUGGCUCGGUUAUGAAUUUGCCCACUGAAAUGCAUCGCAUGCGCACGAUUUCCAUGUCGGACAAUGAAGCGGGCGGUGCGGGCAGCAGCAGUGGUGGUGGUGGCGGCGGCGGUGCAGCAGCUGUGCCUAUUAGCGCUGCUGGACUGUCGGCAGCGCUGGGAUUAAGCGCUACACUGACGCUGAAUUCGCUGCAGGUAAACAAUCGACGUCGCUUUAAUCGCUCGCUCACUGAGGUGCGCCCAGAUGCUUAUAUACUGGACGAGGGCACACACUUUGAGGUGGUGCCGCUGCCUGAGGAACCCGAUGAGGCCAUCAAGUCACGCGAAGCGCUGAACGAGCAGGUGGUGCGCAAGGCUUCGAUGGUAUCCGAACCUGACUCUGAUUUAUAUUUGCCGCUUUCACAACGUCCCUCGACCUGCGAGACUGUUAAGCGUACGCCGUAUGUAACUGUACGCCAGGAUACAGGCGCCAGCACUGAGAGCAAGGAUACGCUAACGCCCAUGGGCGUCAAUGAUGAUGAUCAAACGUUAGUGGGCGGUGAUAAUUCGGAUGAUGCAGCGCCGGAUAUGACAUUUGAGGCUGCCCGGCAUCGAGCGCUGCGCCAGCGCACUGUGUCGCUUUGUCGCCGCAACUCGGAGACCUACUCGCUCACCGGCGCGGAUAUAAAUCGCUCGCACAUAAGUCUCAAUCAGCUGACGACGCUGUCGCGACGCCAGCUAAGCUUGACGCACUCUGAGCCGGACAGCGACAAGGAUAUGCCGCCAACGAUUGCAGCACCUGGUAAAUCAGUAUUGCAUGCGAAACCCAACAGAAAUAUUUUGCUGAAACUGCACAGCGAGUAUACCUCGAUAACGGAUGAGCUGGAGAGCGUCUGCCAUAUGAUUGCCUCGCCGACAGUCUCGCUGCAGAGCAACAAAGUUUCCCUGGAUCGCCCCAAGACGGAAAUGUCACGCGCUGAGGUUGCAGCAGCUUUGGAGAAGAAACAUCUGAAGGAGUGCGAGGAGAACGACUAUAGAAUACUCGAGGGACUGUUUGAAGCGCGUGGCUCUAUCGAUGCAGGCGUGCAGCCCUAUGAGAUUGGCGUCUCCGUGGACUACAGUCAUCGCUAUCCGCUACGUCGUGAAACUGCCGUCGAGCUAUCGCCUUCCAAGCCCGCCAUUGAGGGCGGACUGCUGGGCGCUGUGGGCGGCGGCGAUAGCAGCGAUACCACCAGCAGCCAUCAUGCUGCCACCAGCGGCUUUCAGCUGAAGCACGAGCGGCCCUGGCAGCGCAACUCUUCGAUGGAACAGCAGGCGUAUCAGUCGCCAUUGGUGCCCACGCGUGCCACCAGCGACUUUCUGAAUGCGCCCUACGACAGCAGCGGACGGCUGUUCAAAAAGUCCAGCGAGAGUUUGCAGAAAAACUCCAGCACGGAUACGGACUACUCGGCGCAUCCGUAUCGCUUCAUCAAGCAGAGCUCCAAUGAGACAAAUACCUCGCUCACCGGCUCAUAUAAUGUGGAUACGCCUUCGCUAACUGCUGAACCUUCGCUGGAUGCUGGCGACUCGCAAUCUGUGAGUGGCAUUAGCAUGAGCGUUGCGCCUGCUGUCUCCACAGCUCGCUAUCAGCCCAAGCGCACCGCUUCGGUGGGCGCCGUCGAUGGCCGUCAGCUGAAGAAACAGUUUAGCCUGGACCAGAGCAAGCCGCUGUCGGCGCAGGCAAGCGCUGAGGCGGCUGUAGUGGUGGAGGCUGGGCAAGCUACACUGCCUGCUUUGGCUGGCGCCAAACUGAUUUCCUCGCUUAAGCCGCCCUACAGCAGCAAGCUGGGCAUGAAUGUGCUCAAGGAGAGCAGCUCCAGCACCGAAGAGUCGCGCGACGGCGAAGCGCUCUCCAGCUCGCCGCUCUCCUCCUCCGCCAAGAGCAGCAAUGUGGCGCUCUCCAUACCACAGAUCAGCACGCAUUUGGUGCAGGACGAAAUAGCCAAGCUGUCGUCCAACAUUAAGAGCAGCACCGACUCCGAAAAGGAUCCGCCAUAUAAUGAGACAAUGUGUUAAAUACAAGUUACUAUCAUCAUCAUCAGUGAAUUGUGUGCGUUUAGUUUAAGUAGUUUGUAUGAGUAACUGAAUCCACCUUGUGCUCAAUCAAAUGGCAUUACUAGUCAAGCAUAUAUAUAAUUGGAACAUAUACAUAUUUAAUAUAUAUAUACAUAUAGCAUAUAUGAUUCAUGUUGAAACAGAGCUCGUGCAUGCAGCGCAUAUCAAAAUACAUUCGAGAUUUGCAACGCGCAAUUUACACAAGUGUUAAAUAAUUUUUGGACAAUACAUAGCACACAGAUUAUUGCUGUAUUUUUAUAUAAUGUAUUUAUUUACAAACGCCAUCUUUUAUUGUUGUUAUUAUACAAAUAGGAAAACCAAAAACUGUAACUUUAACUGUAAAGAGCGCAGCAAAUACAAAUUUUAAAUGCCAGCAUUUCUCACCCACACACAACACACGCAUACAAAUAUAUCUUUGUUUUAAAUGCUAAACCAAAACUAUAUAUAUAUUGUCUAGUAUUAGUCUAUCGUACAUAUGAGAUAUUACUAUAUGCAAUUUUCACAUAUCCUAUAGCAAACCAAAACUUAUCCAAUCCAAAAUAUUUUACUUGCCACAAAAAACACAAAAACUUAAA
This is a messenger RNA of Drosophila busckii, 7014 nucleotides long. It is a transcript of the gene Trpm, whose product is annotated as transient receptor potential cation channel trpm. Gene Ontology annotation, molecular function: monoatomic cation channel activity. The transcript has 37 exons. Gene Ontology annotation, biological process: protein tetramerization; monoatomic cation transmembrane transport. Lineage: Eukaryota; Metazoa; Arthropoda; Insecta; Diptera; Drosophilidae. The record is from RefSeq and is a predicted model, not a curated record. The coding region runs from base 509 to 6400 and encodes 1963 amino acids. Gene Ontology annotation, cellular component: membrane.